This is a messenger RNA of Candida tropicalis MYA-3404, 5028 nucleotides long. It is a transcript of the gene SRB9, whose product is annotated as Srb9p. Gene Ontology annotation, cellular component: mediator complex. Lineage: Eukaryota; Fungi; Ascomycota; Pichiomycetes; Serinales; Debaryomycetaceae. The coding region runs from base 1 to 5028 and encodes 1675 amino acids. Gene Ontology annotation, biological process: regulation of transcription by RNA polymerase II. The record is from RefSeq and is a predicted model, not a curated record. The transcript has a single exon. Gene Ontology annotation, molecular function: transcription coregulator activity.
AUGGCAGAGGCAAAUGCUGCGAGUAUUUCUACUCAUUACUACAAACUAGCCCAUUUGGGUAGUAUCAAUUAUACGAUAUAUGAAUCUGCCGCAAAUAAUGACCAGGCAUUGUUGGAACUAGAGUUGACAAUUAGACAUCAGUUCCCGGAAAUUUUAAUCACUUAUUACAACAAAAAUUUGUACUAUUUUACAUUUGGUCAUAAUGUGGAAUCUAUAAUUGAUUUGGUUAAAGAGUUCCCCCAACUUUCUAUUAAACAAUCAGACACUGCAACUUCGGAGCAGUUUGCUAAUCCAUUAAAAGUACCUAAUGAAUAUUUAACCUAUGCAGGUUUGAGUUUCCUCAAGGCAAUAAAGAAAAUGAUUUUGUAUAAUUUGUCAUUGCAAGGGUUGGUGAAGUUAUUUGGAAACUACUGUGUAAUAUCAAAUAAGGACCAAUCGUACUCAAUUCUAUGUCUUGAUCCUGUAUUGUUUCAAAACGGAGACUUGUUACUUUCAUGCCUAGAAAAACCAUCCGUCAGGUUAUUCGAUUCGUCACUUGCAUACCCACAGGACUGUUCCAUUGAAACAAAUUAUGUGAUUUAUUUAGUGCCAAGUGGGAUUAGGUGUCAUUUGUUUGAUGCAACGAACUUAAGAAACAAUCUUGUUGAGAAACCACAAGUCGAGAAUGAAAAAUUACUAGAAUUAUUAAGACUAACAACGGGUAUUGAUUGUAGCAAAAGUAGUCUCUGGGUCAAACUUAUCCCAAAUCUAAAGCAUUUAAACCAUCAAACGUCAUUUAUUGGCAAAUUCAUUCAUUCAGUGGACAAUAAAAAGUUCAUACUUUGGCCGUGGGAAUUGUGUUUAUUACAAUUUGGAAAAUUUGAAAAUCUAAAACAAGAGAUCAUAUCAGACACACCGGAUAUAAACAAUCCAUUAAAUUUAAUUGCAGAUUUUCUUGAUUUUCAAAUAACACACAAUACCCAUUUACAACAACAGAAGAUGUUAGCACAGGCGCAACAAGAACAACAACAACAACAACAAGAGCAACAGCAACAGCAAGUGCCCCAAAAUAAUCAACUGCAACUGAUGACUCAUCCGCCAUUGAGUGUUGGAAGUGUUCAUUCUAAUUCUGGAAUUGGGUCUGUGACAGAAAUCCCCAAGGAUAUUGAUUCUAUUGGAUUGAGUGCAACUACCCCAAUGGAUGCAGAAAUGUUCACAUUGCAGAAUACUGAAGAGUUUUUCAAAACAGAUCAGGCCAAUUUGAAUCCAGGAGACGAUACAAAUAUCACGGAACAGAAAAUUGAGAAAUCUGAAGAUGACGACAUGGAGAUUGACGAAUUGUUUGGAGGUGAUGAUAGUGAUGAAGAACGCAAUGAAGAAAAAGAAGACUCUAAAGAAAACUCAGUAAAAGUGGAUGCAGAUGAUUUAGAUGAUUUGUUUGCCGAUGAAAAAUCAGAAUCCAAUGUGGCAGUAGAAGAACCACAAAGUGAAGAGGUUGUCAAGGACCAAUUACCAAAUAUUCCUUCCGAAGAAGUGGAGAAUAACAAAGAGAAUUUGAAGCCAAAGGAAGUCAAACCUUCAUAUAUUGACAUUUUGAGGGAUCAAAUGACUAUAAAAAAAAUGGAUGGUAGUCCUGACUACAAAGAUCCAGGUGCGCCUUUGCCAAUUGUGCCAACUCCAUUAGUUCUGUCAACAAUUACUCAGUCAGCAAGCGCUACCAACCCACCAACUGUUGGCCCUUUUGAAGGAGCAUAUGAUAAUGUUAGUAAUUCUUCUGCUGGUGUGUACGGACAGUCUGCUCCGGCACUGCAAAUGCCACAACAGAAAUCGGUUUUUUCACCAAUUUUGUUUAAUCCAAUCAUCAAAAGUGAUAUUGACACAAAGUAUGGUAAGGGUGGUAAGUUUUAUGUCGACAAGGAUUCCUCCAAGGAUAUCGAUUUUGAGACCAAGAAGAGAACAUUGCGAGCAACAAGUGUCAGCGGUAUGGAGCCAUCGUUUAACACAGAGGAUAAAAAGAAACUUCAACAACAGAUGGAAGUUAUAGAAUCGUCAACUACAAGUAGUGGACUGGAAAAUGGCCAAGAUAAUGAACAUGAGGAUGAAGGAGAUGAUGAAGAUGAAGAUGAUGAUGAUGAUGAUGAAGAUGAAGAGGAAAGUGAUGUUGAUGAAGAACCUGAUAUUGGGGAUUUGACUCCAUUGAAAUUGAAUACUUAUAAUGAAUCAAUGGUAUAUCAGCAGAACAAUAAUGUAGCUUCAACUAAUAACAUUGCUACAGGUGGACAGGAAUUUCAGAAUAAUGGCACGGAAAAACAACCUUUUGCAAACUCAUCAUUAAACGCUGAAGGAUUUGGUUCACCAUUUGCAAGUCAAAUUAACAAAUUUGCAUUGAAACCAGAUUCUCCAUUUUCCACCAAUGAGAUACAAAGUUCUAUGUCACCAAUGUAUUUUGAUCCUCCGCAAAGUCAACAGUCGCCGCAGCUACAACCUACGGUUGGUAACCCCGAUACUACAAGCAAAUCAGCAGUAUUAGAUUCUCCAUCAAAAAUUAGCGAGUCUUCGAAUUACCUUCCAUUGCUUUUAAGAAACAUUAAUGUUGCAACAAUUCCAUCAUUGUUCUUGAUGAACAAUUUAACAAGCAACAAACUCUUGCCAUCAUUCACUAUUAAUGACGAAGAUCUGGAAAAUGAUUUGGAUAUAACUAAAAGCAAUGAAAUGAUUGUCAAAUUGGAGCAUUUGAAAGAUUUCCUUAGUUUUAUAACUCCUAAUAUUGUAUAUGAUCUUGGAUCCACCAGUUUUGAUAAUUUUCUGUACUACGUCAACAAUGUUAAGGAUUUAUCAGAUAGUGUUAGAGAAUUAAGGUUACCACCAGAAUCAUUUUUUAAUGGGUUAGCAAAGAUUUUCCCAUUCACGUACCCCGUAAAGUUGAUUGAGUUACUUCAUGAUGUGAAAUCCUUGGAGAUGGAAGAUCCGUUAGACAACCAGUUAAAUUUCUUGAAUGAAGUUGAUAAUGAAGAUGAAAGCUAUGCAGAUCCGAAAACACUUUACAAGAAGUUGAAAAGCAUUGAAUGGGAUUCUUUUGAUGUGAAUAAUGAAAAUAAAUUGAAAUUUGAAAAGUAUAAGGAAAUAAUCGGCAAAUUAAAUUUAGGAAAUUCUAUUAAUGAUGAUGACUAUUUUAAGUUACCUGUUGUUAAAACCCGUGUUUUGAAAAAUGGAAACAUCUUGAAUUUGAAUAAUGUUGGAUUAGAAUUCUGGAAGUAUUUGAAUUUUGCUCCAGUAAAGAAGCAGAAGAAUUUCCAAAUAUUGUUAAUUGCCGAGGCAAAUGGAAGCUCAUCAUCUUAUGCGAGUGAGUUCUUGGCACAGUUGGUGCAAAAUUAUAAGGAAAGUAACUUUGGUACUAUUUCGAAGGUCAAUCUAUCUACGGUUGAGACAAGAGCUGAUUUAGACCCAAUUUCGGAUGGUUUAGUGUUGAUAAGCAAAGACCCUAACCAGCUGUACAAUGACUUUUACAUUCAAACAAACAAAAAGUUGAUCUCUUUGGUUGAAUUAAUCAAAUUGGAUUUAAUCAACAAGACCAAUAAUUUUGAAUUCGAUAGACCGUUGUUAUUGUUCUUUGUGAAUUUCAAUGAAAGUUUAAACUCUGACUUGCAAAUUUGCAAAAUCUUUAGAAAUUUCAAAGUUGCCUUAAUGAGUCAUCAAUUACCGUUGGUUGAAAUAUUCACCAAGAUUGUUCCUUCGUCAUUAAUAGUCAAGAAGGUUAAUCAUGAGUCUACAUUGAAGGUGUUUAACAACUUUAAGUUGACAAAAAUUUCCAUGAAUCUAUACAAUGAGUGCCCAAAUGAUUUAGCCAAUAAAAAUAUAGCCAAGAACAUAUUCACCACUGUUGUGAAGGAACCACCAUCUAAGAUCCAGUUCAAAUUUAUCAACAACUCCUACAGAGAUAAUGGUUUUAAUGAUGAUAUCUUUUUGCAUCUUGCCUAUGAAAGAUCCAUAGAUAAAAAUUGGUUUGUUGCAUCCUGGUCUGAUCCAUUGGGACAAGCUGUUUAUACAAAGUCAUGGUAUUGCUCAGUUCCAUCAGGGUCCGUUAAUGAUCAGCUGAGAUCGCACCACAGAAAUGAUACCAUGGACGUUAUGGCAAUCACAGAUGAUAUGUGGAAUUGUUCUACUGAAUUGUUCAAAUUUUUAAAUGAUGAAAUUAAUUCCUUUGGCGGUAAUACAUUUGGUGGUAAGAAAUUCUUAGUCUUGACAAGAGUGAAUAGCAUAAUUCCUGACGAUGAGUUAAUCCAUUGGAAGAGAUUGAGUCUGAAGCAUAAAGAGAUUUCGCUUAUAGUUUUGUCUGUGUGUCAAACACCAAAAAUUGUCAGUUCAAGUGAGUUGAAAGAAGUGGCAAACAAAUCUAGCACCAGCACAUCACCGAUGUCAAUGACACAAGAUAAGGAUUCGUUUUUCAAUUUCAAAACAGGUUUUUCCAUGUCGAAUAAUUCUUCACCAGCUUCAGGUGGAGCUUUGGUUAUGUCUCCAAAUGGAUUGAGUUUCCAUUCUCCACAACAGUUCCUUAACGCGCCAGCCAAUUUCUUGUCUCCACAAGAUUUCACACCUGGUGGCACAUCUAGUGGAGGUAUGGAAAUUGAUCCUGAUAUGAUAUUGGACCGUGCUGAUAGCGAUAUCUAUGGCGUUGUUCCAAGAUUACCCCUUCCAUCAUUCAACUCGCCUACAAGGUUUUGUAUGAAAACAGGUUAUUUGAUGAUGAACAUCAAUGAUACAGCAGAUGAGUCUGAUGAGGAUGAUACCAGAAAGAAAUCAUAUAUACUUUUUGAGAUUAAUAUUCUUAGUUGCUCAAACUAUUGGAAUUUAGAUGUAUUAAUGAGAUUGUUGAUGUUACAAUAUAAGAAAAUGAUUGCUUUGAAUAAUAUAUUGUGCAUGGAGUCUAUCGAUAACCCAGUUGAAGGUUCAAAUUACAGCGACAAAACCAGUCAAUUAGUUCCCUGGCAUAUAAAUGCUGUUGGUAAAUUAUUAAAUUAUUUAGUACAUAUUUAUGUUGAUGAAGAGUAG